AGAGUAAGAGCCAGAUUCAUACUUCCUGUGUACACGUUCAGGAAAUAGUGAUUUCCGUAGCUUUUGUAGUUGUUUACCUCAUGGUAAAUAUGAAAAUAAAACUUUAUAGCGUUAUGUGAUGGAUAUAAAUUGAUAACAGUCUAUUUUAACCAAGUGGACGAGUCAUCGAUGACAACAUAAGCUUCAACAUCAAGGGAAUCGAAAACUGUUAAGGUUAGGGUAUGUGUUGAACAAAGUUUUUGCAACAACAAAAGCUCGAUUUCCUUUCAGCUGUCAAUUUUUAAUUUUGAACGUACAUGCACGAUGCAGAUAAAUGUAUUUUAUUUCGUGAAAUGAAAUAUAACUACAUGUAUUUUAGCUGAAUGAUCUAGUUUGCCUGUUCGGAAUGUUUUGGUUUCUCUAGCUAUCCUACUAGCGCCACGUCACAUAGCUCUUGAAAAGGAUACGCUUUGGAAAAAGUAAAGCAGAAUCGGACGGAUUCAACUACUGUCAUCAUCGUUACUUGGACCAAAUAACGGCCGCAACUUUACAGUGGUCAUUUCUCUACGUAGUAUUGAACGUUUUUUUGUGUGGUGAAGAAAACCUACACAUUCAAAAUGACGGCGGCGGCUUCAAACUGGGGUUUGAUCAUGAACGUGGUCAACAGCAUCGUUGGAGUGAGCGUUCUGACCAUGCCGUUCUGUUUCAAACAGUGUGGGAUAGUGCUGGGGACUUUGUUGCUGUUCUUCUGUUCGUGGAUGACCCACCAGUCGUGUAUGUUUCUGGUCCACACGGCUAACAGCACCAAACGCAGGACCUAUGCUGGCCUAGCUUUCCAUGCCUACGGCAAACCAGGCAAAACACUGGUGGAGACCAGUAUGAUAGGUCUGAUGUUGGGGACCUGUAUUGCCUUCUAUGUCGUCAUCGCUGACCUGGGCUCUAAUUUCUUCGCCCAAUUGUUGGGCCUACCGGUGUCAUUUGGUUUCCGUGUGCUGCUGCUGAUCACGGUGUCUCUGUUCAUCGUGCUGCCUCUCAGUCUGCAGAGGAACCUGAUGUCAUCCAUCCAGUCCUUCUCUGCCAUGGCCCUCAUGUUUUACACGUUCUUCAUGUUCACGAUAGUCAUGUCUUCUCUGCGUUACGGCCUGAUCUCAGGCUCCUGGUUCGAGCGCGUACACCUGUGGCGGGUCAGGGGCGUCAUACAGUGCCUGCCCAUUAUCGCCACCACCUUCUGCUGUCACCCGCAGGUGUUGCCUACCUACGACAGUCUGGACGAGCCCUCCAUCAAACGCAUGAGCACCAUCUUCACCACCUCCCUCAAUGUCGUCACCACCUUCUACAUCACGGUUGGCUUCUUUGGUUACGUCAGUUUCACGGACGACAUAGCCGGUAACGUUCUGAUGAACUUCCCUUCUAACCUGGUGACAGAGAUGAUCCGGGUGGGCUUCAUGAUGUCAGUGGCUGUGGGCUUCCCCAUGAUGAUACUGCCCUGUAGACAGGCCAUCAACACCAUGCUGUUCGAACAACAGCAGAAGGACGGGACGUUUGCUGCAGGGGGGUACAUGCCUCCACUUCGUUUUAAGAUGAUCACCCUUGCCAUCGUCUUCGGAACCAUGCUGGGAGGCAUCCUCAUCCCCAAUGUGGAGACCAUCCUGGGACUGACUGGAGCCACCAUGGGCUCCCUCAUCUGCUUCAUCUGCCCCGCACUCAUCUACAGAAAGAUACAGAAGAAUGGACUCACUGCACAGCUGGUGUUAUGGGUGGGGUUAGGCAUCCUGCUGGUCAGCACCCUUACCACGUUGUCAAUCUCAGCCAGUGACUCCACCCCCAAGCAGGCCCCUCCUCCCCCUGCAUCGGUCAAGAGUGCCAUCUUUGGGGUCCUUCCUGAUGUUCCUGAUUUACGGAACGCAGUAGAGAAGCCAGUGGCAGUGAAACAGCCUGAGGUGAAGCCUGUGUUGGCGGAGAGGCCUAAUGCCCCAGCUGCAGUAGAGCCAGACCGUCCAGUGGAGAGACAGCAGGAACAGGCUGAGCCCCCCCAGAUCAAAGGACCUGAACAAGCAGUAGCAGACAUGAAAAAGAAGGAGGAGGUACAGCUGGACCGCCCCGACGCAGGUGUGGCAGUACCUGAUGGGGAGGCCCAUCGGCACGAGCCGCCCAUCCCUCACGAUGAGGUCCAGAUAGAGAAGAGGAAGAACGACGCCGAGCUGGAGGAGGAGAAGAACCAACCUGCAGCGGGAGGAGAAGAGGGGCAGUCUGAGGGAGGAGAGAAGAAGGAAGUGGUGGUGAAAAAGGAGGAAGUGGAAGAGGCCGAGGCUCAGUUCAAUGAGGUGCUGGAGAAGCCUGACCCGGGGGUGGGGAAGAAACAAGAAGUCCUGCCCCUAAAGGAAGUGGAGAAACUUGACCCAGUGAAAGAGGUGCUUGCUGUGAAGGAUAUGGUGGCUGAGCAGGCGCUGGUUGAGGAUUCGGCCAAAGCCCCAGAUGCUGCUGGGAAACGUGAGCCGGCGGCCCCAGUUCCUGUAGCAGUGGUUCCUGGGGCAGCGGAGGUGGCUGCUGCUCCAGAAGCAAAGGAAGAGAGGGAGGGAGGAGCAGAGGACAAAAUGGAUGAGGGUCAGUUGGACCAUGCUGUUCUGCUGCAGGUUAUAAAGGAGCAGCAGGAGCAGCAGAAGAGACUGUUGGACCAGCAGGAGAAACUACUGGCUGUCAUACAGGAACAACACCAGGAGAUGCACCCCAAAAAGACAGAUGGAGCUCCAGAGGCUGAUGCAGAGAAGGGAGUACAGGAGGAGGGGGGAGCAUCCAAGCCCAAAGACCCAGAUCAAGAUGGCCCUGCCCUGGCCUCAGAUGCCAAGGAGCCCAAAGGAGCAGGAGCUCUACAGGCCGGAGGGGCCGAGCCUCACGUCCAGCCCCAGAAUGAGGUCCUCCCUGUGGAGAAGAGUGCAGAAGAGCAGGUUGUCAAAGUGGUUCUCCCCGUGAUCCCCAAGGAAGUAGUCCAGGAAGUCCCUAAACAGACGAUUGUGGCAGGGGCAGCGUUGGAGGCCCCUAAGGAGAGGGAGCUGGGAGCUAGAGGGGUACCGCUGCGUCAGAAGGUGGCAGAGGGGGUGAAGGUAGAACCAGACCAGCCCAAACACAGAAAGGAGCAACCACCACCUGCUAAAGCUGAGGACGGGCCAGGGAAAGGAUCGGUAGAGGCAGUAGUAGACAAGGACAAGGAGAGGAUGGAGAAAGAGACACUGGAGGAGGAAAGGAUCAAUAGAGAGGUGCAGGCGAGAGUGGAGAAGGAACGGUUAGAGAGGGAGAGGAGAGGGAAACUGGUGAGAGAGCAGGAGAUGGAAAAAGACCAAGUAAAGGAGAGAGCGGAGAAAGAGAGGCUGGGAAAGGAGCGAGCAGAGAGGGAGAAGGUGGAUAAGGAGAAAGCAGAGCAAGAGAGGAUCCAGUGGGAGAAGGAAAAGACUGAGAGAGAGGUGAUGGAGAGAGCGAAGAGGGGAGGAAGAGGGGAGGAACCGGCUCUGGCUGUAGCUGGGCCAGGACCUGUCGAACCAGGAGAACUAGGGGCUGUGAAGAAGAGUGGACGGGACCUGAAGGAGAGGGCAGCCGUCCAGUCAGACUCCAGGGACUUUGUGGAAGCCCAGCCCCAGGUGAUCCACGAGAAGGAGAAGGCCAGGGACCAAGGAGACAUGGACCUGAGGAGGAGGAGGAGAGCCCUGGGGGUAGGAGGUGCUGAAGGGGCAGGAGAGUACAGGGAGGGUGGGCUGGAGCCCUUCUUGGACAUGGGGGGGUCAGAUCUCCAUGCAGCCUUGGGGGGAGCACUGGUACACACACGCCAGAUUAAACAGACCUCUGAGCUUGAGAGAGACGAGUAACAGGGACUGGGUAACGGCAUACACGCACAUGAAUACGGUAUAACAUACACUCAUGGACCGUUGGGUUGGACUGUGUGAAUCCCUAUAUUUAAACCAACACACUCUCACAUAGUGGGUCAGACUGUGCACACACACACACUGGGUCAGACUGCGCUAACCUUGUACACAUGUUCAUACUAAUCACAAUGCAUACACACACUCUUUCUCUCCCCCACACAGUCAUGUACCGUGGAUCACUCUAUUGCCUUACCACCUGCCUUCACAAUACCUGACAAGUACAGGAGGAGUGUGAGUGUGUGAGAUGCAUUGAUGUGAUAGGGAACAUUCUGGCUGCAUUUACACAGGCAACCCAAUUCUGAUCUUUUUCACAAUUAUUGGCAAAAGAUCUGAUCUGAAUUGGGCUGCAUCUUCAUGUGACCUUAGUCUGUGGGCAUCUAUUACCAAAUACUAGUGCUUUCUUUAGUGCUCCUUCCAUGAUUCCAGAAGAUACAAGAUAAUAGUGAUGAUAAAGGGCGGCAGGGUAGCCUAGUGGUUAGAGUGUUGGACUAGUAACCGGAAGGUUGCAAGUUCAAAUCCCCGAGCUGACAAGGUACAAAUGUCGUUCUGCCCCUGAACAGGCAGUUAACCCACUGUUCCUAGGCAGUCUUUGAAAAUAAGAAUUUGUUCUUAACUGACUUGCUUAGUUAAAUAAAGGUUAAAUAAAAACAAAGAUAUUGUAGCAAUGAUCACAUAUUAUUCUAUAAUAGAUCUAGUCUUUAUUAAAAAUAUAUUUGUAUGUAAAUGUUAACUUAUUUUUAGUUUUCUCUGGGGUGAGAUUUGGAUGCAAUGCAAUACCACAUACAGAUGUUCCUUUUUUCCUGUGUUUUGAGAGAGCAAUGUACCAUCUAUCCAAUGACUUGUAUUUUACUCAUUUUAAAUCCCUUGAUACUUCUAAGUGAUUUGGCGUUUUCAUUUUGGCUCUGGAAAGAUUACGUGCUGGUGUUUUUGUUACUGUAGUGGUUUUGUUAAGCCCAAUGUAUGUUGGUUAUCGUGUGCUGUAAAUAGCGUCUAUAUGUUCUCUGAACUGUCGCUAAAUGUCCUCGUGCUGGUUUUUACAUAUUUUCGGAAAGCGUUCAAAGAACAUUUAAAUAGGGAUCAAUUGGUGAGAUUCAGUGCUUCUUCCAGAUAAUUUGACUCUUGAUUUUGAAAACAGAAUCAUAUUUUUGAUCAAUAAAAAUAAGAAUGUA
Molecule: messenger RNA, 5062 nt
Organism: Oncorhynchus masou masou (cherry salmon)
Lineage: Eukaryota; Metazoa; Chordata; Actinopteri; Salmoniformes; Salmonidae
Product: putative sodium-coupled neutral amino acid transporter 10
Exons: 15
Coding region: 597-3836 (1079 amino acids)
Biological process (GO): amino acid transmembrane transport
Molecular function (GO): L-amino acid transmembrane transporter activity
Source: RefSeq, a predicted model, not a curated record